This is a messenger RNA of Lytechinus variegatus (green sea urchin), 1679 nucleotides long. RefSeq names its product cholinesterase 1-like. The record is from RefSeq and is a predicted model, not a curated record. The coding region runs from base 180 to 1595 and encodes 471 amino acids. The transcript is spliced from 9 exons. Gene Ontology annotation, molecular function: cholinesterase activity. Lineage: Eukaryota; Metazoa; Echinodermata; Echinoidea; Temnopleuroida; Toxopneustidae.
UCGUUGAUCAUUUGAGGGAAAGUACAUACAUCGGAGUGGAUAACGACUUUGACGUCUUCUUCGGAAUCCCAUUCGCCAAGCCUCCCGUGGGCGACCUCCGUUUCGCAAACCCCGAGCAACCUGAUCCAUGGAUUGAUACAUACGAGGCAACGACCUUUCGCCCAAGCUGCCCGCAGCCGAUGUUUGGUAACAAGGAUGAAGAUUGUCUCUAUCUAAAUGUAUACGCACCUUCUCCAAAGCCCCAGAAUGCAGCCGUAAUGGUUUGGUUUCACGGAGGAGCCUACAAUGCUGGAAGUGGAGGUCGAUACAUGUAUAGUGGAAUCCCUCUUGCCGCUGUCGGCAAUGUUAUCGUCGUCACAGUCAACUAUCGUUUGGGCUCCCUCGGUUUCCUUAGUACCGGGGACAACGCAGCGCCUGGAAACUUUGGCUCCCUCGACCAAGUGAUGGCGCUUCGCUGGGUGCAAGAUAAUAUCGCGUAUUUCGGUGGAGAUCCAACCCGAGUGACUAUCUUUGGAGAGAGUGCAGGCGCCACAAGCGUGGGAUUGCAUCUAGUGUCAAGUUUAAGUCAAGACUUGUUUACCUGGGCUAUCAUGCAGAGUGGAAGCACAAAGAGUCCUUUUGCUUACAAUUCUGAUUCGACUGCUGCCCGAAACGAAGCCUUUCAGCUUGGUAGCAAUGUCGGAUGUGACGCGGUGGAUAGCCAGGAACUCAUCGCUUGUCUCAGAACAAAAUCUGCUGAUGAGAUCUUGAUAGGUGGACUUAGGUUUGGCUUUCUGUCCGCACCUGUAGUUGAUGGCAACUUCCUUACUGCAGACCCCGUCGUAAUGUUAGAGAAGGGAGACUUCAAGCACCGGAACAUCCUGCUCGGUACAAACCACGACGAAGGCACUUUGUGGGCAUUAGGCAUCUACCCAGACUACACAAUGUCGAAGUCGGCUCCGUUUAUGAGCAAAGAAGCUUACGAUGAACAUCGGGAUGACUUUCUUUCAGGAUACCUUGAUGAUAUUACUCUGAAGGCUAUGGAUCAACAAUACAUGGACUGGAGCAAGGCUGACUACAUGGACACCGACUACCUUGAUCUCGUCGUCAGACAGAUCACUGACGAAACAUUCACUGCGCCUGCCGAUGCCACAGCUCGGGCAUUCUAUCAAUAUGGCGCCGGUGAUGUAUACAUGUAUGAGUUGACCCACGUACCAUCUGUACCGGCCUACAGCUACAAAUUACUUGGGCCUGGCUGGCUUGGCGUCACUCACGGCGAGGAUCUCCAGUUCAUCUUCGGAUGGUCCUUCAUCCCCCAAAUGCAGGAAUUGCGACGCAACCUUCGCUCCGACGAAUUGACCUUCAUGGUCAACAUGAUGACAUACUGGACCAACUUUGCUAAGACUGGCACGCCUAAUUCAGCUGAGCUUCCAACAUGGCCAACUUAUACGGUUCCAGAACUGGAAUACAUGGUCCUGGACCCAGACCUUAUCCCAUCUCGAGCUCUACGCGCCGAUGAUGUAGCAUUCUGGAAUACGUUGGUCCCAGAGUUGCUUAAGACUUCUGGCUUGAGCAAAGUGAAGAAUGUCUGGUCUGCUCCAUGGAAAACUUUCUAAUCAGAUAAUUAGAAAGAGUCAUAGGUGGCUCUUCCUAUCAUCCAUACUGUACCAACCACGAAUAAAACGGUGAUCUGCACAUAA